This is a messenger RNA of Salvelinus namaycush (lake trout), 1077 nucleotides long. Its product is annotated as histidine-rich glycoprotein-like. The record is from RefSeq and is a predicted model, not a curated record. The coding region runs from base 1 to 1077 and encodes 358 amino acids. Lineage: Eukaryota; Metazoa; Chordata; Actinopteri; Salmoniformes; Salmonidae. The transcript has 4 exons.
AUGGACAGAUCCGAGCGGGUGUUCUUUGACAGGCCCCAUGGUCCCUUCCACCACAGCUCCCUGGACUCCUUCCACCACAACUCCCUGGACUCCUUCCACCACAGCUCCCUGGUCCCCUUCCACCACAGCUCCCUGGUCCCCUUCCACCACAGCUCCCUGGUCCCCUUCCACCACAGCUCCCUGGACCCCUUCCACCACAGCUCCCUGGACCCCUUCCACCACAGCUCCCUGGACCCCUUCCACCACAGCUCCCUGGACCCCUUCCACCACAGCUCCCUGGACCCCUUCCACCACAGCUCCCUGGUCCCCUUCCACCACAGCUCCAUGCUCCAUGGUCCCUUCCACCACAGCUCCCUGGACUCCUUCCACCACAGCUCCCUGCCCUCCUUCCACCACAGCUCCUUGGCCCCCUUCCACCACAGCUCCCUGGACUCCUUCCACCACAGCUCCCUGGACCCCUUCCACCACAGCUCCCUGGACCCCUUCCACCACAGCUCCCUGGACUCCUUCCACCACAGCUCCCUGGACUCCUUCCACCACAGCUCCCUGGACUCCCACCACAGCUCCCUGGACUCCCACCACAGCUCCCUGGACUCCUACCACAGCUCCUUGGCCCCCUUCCACCACAGCUCCCUGGACCCCUUCCACCACAACACCCUGGACUCCUUCCACCACAGCUCCCUGGACUCCUUCCACCACAGCUCCAUGCUCCAUGGUCCCUUCCACCACAGCUCCCUGGACCCCUUCCACCACAGCUCCCUGGACUCCUUCCACCACAGCUCCCUGGACUCCUUCCACCACAGCUCCCUGGACUCCCACCACAGCUCCCUGGACUCCCACCACAGCUCCCUGGACUCCUACCACAGCUCCUUGGCCCCCUUCCACCACAGCUCCCUGGACCCCUUCCACCACAACACCCUGGACUCCUUCCACCACAGCUCCCUGGACUCCUUCCACCACAGCUCCAUGGUCCCUUCCACCACAGCUCCAUGGUCCCUUCCACCACAGCUCCAUGGUCCCUUCCACCACAGCUCCAUGGUCCCUUCCACCUCUGUCUCUUCCACCCUGGAUGCCUAA